AUGAUAAAACAAAUAACAAAACCUGAUUAUAGUAAAAUGGGUGAAGGUGAAUUAAGACUUUUACUCAAUAAGCAUCAACAAAUGUUAAAUAAUACACGUUUAAUAAAUAGUCUACCAGAUAAAGGUCAACGUUUACGUAAUGCUAUAAAUGAAAUCGAAAAAUUUCUUGUAGUACCACCAUCACCUAUGGAUUGUGAUAUUAUAACAAAUCAAUUUAGUCAAAUGACAAUGUCAUCAAAUGAUAAUGAAGUUUCUCAAGAAAAAGUUCAUCUUGAAAAAUCGAUAAAAAAUCUUAUUAAAACAACAACUGAUAAUAAUUUUUCCGAUGAACGUUUAAAUGAAGUUAAACAACGUUUAAAAGCUCGACAAGCUGAACGUGAUAGUAAAACAACAGUGACAAAAACAAAACUUAUUUCAUUAGAUGAAGCAAUUCAAUUAUAUAAUGACGAAAAGAAACAAGCAGAAGAACAUUUAAUCCAACAAACAACAGCAAGAUUACUGGGUAAUAUGUCUCUGUCAAAAACCACAUUUGGUCUUCCACCAACAACAUGUAAAACUGAUCUAACAUAUCGUAAAACUACUACUGAAAAUGAUAUUGAUGAUGAUGAUGAUGGUCAUAUAGAUGAACUUGGUCGAGAUAAAGCAGAAAUUGAAUCAGAUCAUGAAAGUGAUGAAGUUGAUUAUCCAGAUGAUGAAGUAGAAAACGAUGAUGAUUAA
Molecule: messenger RNA, 717 nt
Organism: Rotaria sordida
Lineage: Eukaryota; Metazoa; Rotifera; Eurotatoria; Philodinida; Philodinidae
Source: the annotation of a GenBank genome assembly